Suillus subaureus is the source of this 831-nucleotide messenger RNA. RefSeq lists its product as uncharacterized. The transcript has 6 exons. Gene Ontology annotation, biological process: cytokinin biosynthetic process. The record is from RefSeq and is a predicted model, not a curated record. NCBI's taxonomy places the organism in Eukaryota, Fungi, Basidiomycota, Agaricomycetes, Boletales, Suillaceae. Gene Ontology annotation, molecular function: hydrolase activity, hydrolyzing N-glycosyl compounds. Gene Ontology annotation, cellular component: cytosol. Bases 1 to 831 code for a protein of 276 amino acids.
AUGGUUGCACCCUCCAAUUCUUCGGCUGUGGCAGUUUAUUGUGCUGCGUCACUUGGGAAGCAGAAUGCCUUCCAGCUAGCUGCGCUAUCAUUGGGCCAUGCUCUGGCUGAGGCAAAUCGACCCCUUGUCUAUGGCGGUGGUAACAUGGGCCUCAUGGGCGUUGUCUCAGGUGCUGUCGCAGAUGAGGGCGGCCAAGUUACUGGCAUUAUCCCAUAUGCCAUACACGCCGCAGGCGGCGAAAAAGAUAAGGGCAAUGGUGUCGCAAAGACUGAAUCUGUUGCUGAAGUCCUCGACGAGGACCGACGAAGACAUAUAGAGACGAUUAUUGUUGACUCGAUGCACGAGCGCAAGAUCGAGAUGGCGAAGCGUGUUGGUGCUUUUGUGGGGUUGCCAGGAGGAUACGGCACUUUUGAAGAGAUUCUUGAAGUUAUAACUUGGAACCAACUCAACAUUCACAACAAACCCGUAAUAUUACUCAAUGUUCUGUCCUACUACAACCCCCUCCGUGAACUUAUCCGGAAUGGUGUGCGGGAGGGGUUUAUCCAGCCGCACAACGAGAAGCUAUGUGUCUUCGUCGACGGACCUACGGACCAUAAAGAUCAUGCAUCUUUCAACUGGGGGCAGGCCGCGCUGGAUGCAAUUGCUGCAUGGCGACAUGACCAAAUACAAACAUUGCCUUUUCACUGGACGAAAGACAUUGACACCAGCGCAAUGCCCAAUGGCAAAGCCAGCAUCAAAGACAUGGACGGAAUUUGCGGUGGAUUGCUUAGCCUACAAGGUAUCAAUGCGUGGUUGAAGAGGGUCUGGCAAGCUCACUCCCGUUCAUGUUGA